AUGUCAUUGAACCAUGUGACUGCCAAUCGCCUUUUAACAUUUAUUAACGGAGUUGAUGUUAUCAAUUUCAUUGAAGCAAUGAAUAUCAGCAAAGUAUUGUGCUCACUUGCGCCAACUUCGGAUCGUGCUUUUCGUGAGUCAAUAAAACGACUUUCUGGACAUAAAAGAAUCCUGAUAGAUCGGACAAAUUUUAACCGCUAUGAAGGCGAUUACGAUUUUGAUGAAAACAAGUUGGUGCUGGUCUCGAAACGAUAUUCUGAUGUUGCGCAACCUGAAUUUCGCUUAUUUAUACAUCCAUGUUUCAGUAUUGAUGCUUUUCGACAACUGGCCAAGUUUUAUAACGCUGCACUUUUCAAAUGUUUUGUUCGUCUGUUGCCACUGAACACCAAGCAAUAUUGCGCUGAUUUUGGUCUUGUUAGUUUUAUAUCUUUCAAUCGAACGAUAUCCUUAGGUCGAAUGUUGAAUGAGCAUGAGAAAAAAUUGUUUACACAUAACAAGUAUUUUGAAACAUUGGAGAACCAAAAACGACAAACGUUAUUGACAUUUGUAAAUACUGUAGACGAGUUUCGAUACAAUCUGGCUGUUCGCUUCCUAUCAGAUACUUGGUUAUCAGCAAUUGAUUUCUCAAAAUUAGUUAUUAUCGGAGGAAGCGUUUUAAAUGCGUUAUGUACUCUGCCUUUUCCCGACACACAGGAGCAAGAUAUUAAUUUGAUUUACUUCUCUGGAGAUUGGUCGAAUUUCGAAGAAACUGUUUUGAGUACAGCAGCAAAGCUCAAAGAAAUCAAUCAAAAUAAGUUCACAGUCGAUAUUGAAGUUAAAAAAAAUUUGGGAUCAUGUUCUUACGAUUUGUACUUACCUCAUGGUGUUAAGCUAAACUUAAAAUUUAGUCCUGCUAAUAACUCUAACUAUCCCAUGUCGCAUAUACUGUACGAGUUGGACAUAGAUAUUUGCCAAGUAGCGUAUAAUGGUUUGUUUCUAUUACAUACGUAUUAA
Messenger RNA from Adineta ricciae, 993 nucleotides. The record is from the annotation of a GenBank genome assembly. NCBI's taxonomy places the organism in Eukaryota, Metazoa, Rotifera, Eurotatoria, Adinetida, Adinetidae.